CUCGUCUGUGGUUUCGUGAUCGUUUCGUUUUGGAUUUGGAGGGAAACUUGAUUUAUGCUAUAGUUUUCCAAGUUUUUCCGCAAUAAAUUAAAGGAAAUAAAAAUAUUAGAUUAAAAAUAGUUGUUAUUGUUCUUCUCUCCUUUAUUAAUGUAUGUUUAGUUCUCAUACAAAUAGUUUUUCUCUUCGAGUUAGUUCUUCAUUGUGGAGUGGCCUGUGGUGGUUAUUUUUUAUAAUCUUUCUUUUCUGUUUAUGAGAAGAUCAAGAAUGUAAUGUCAACGCCAAUCAAAGAUAACUUAUAGAUAAUACAAUAAAUGUUUGAAACAGAAUCGUCGUAACGAAUUACAAUGUUGAACUGUGAAAAUUACGUGUAAAUGGUAAUUUAUACAUUGAAUAAACAUGUCUUUUAGUUGUAAUAUAAAUAAUGAAUACCGUAAUUUGCCAUUUUACUCUCAAUUACAAUCACAGGCAAAUUUCUAUAUAUUUAACACAAUUGGCACUUUAUUAGUUAAAUGUGAAGAGCACAAGAAAACUGUUAUGAAUUGUCGUGCCCUUGGAAUAUUACAAAGUUUAAAUGGACGUUUUUAUCUGUCAGAUUUGGAUUCAAAAGGUGAUGGUGUCAAAAUAAGAAUUUCCCUGGCAUAUGUGGAAACUUCAGUACCAUCUACUGUCAUCCCAUAUGUGGUGCAGGUCUUUGGUGCUUUGCAGUGGACAAACAAACCAGUCAUAUUUGCAAAAAUAGUACAGGUACUGGAUACUCAUACAGGCGUAAGACUUAAUGAAGCUUUGAAGAAUAUAGAAAACUCUCAUUUGGCUAAUUUUUCUUUAUAAUUCCUUGUUACAUAUGCUGGCACUAAACUCUAGCGCUGGCGGUUAUGGCACAAAAGUCAAAAGUAAGAUUCAUAGAGGACUAGAGGGAAGGGCAGGUAUUGACUCUGCAGCCAUAUUCCAUCCUGAUCUGUCAUGCUGUACUUCCAAUGUACUGUGUGUGUUGUGUGAGACAGUGCCGUUAUGCAGCUAUCCCUUUUCGUUUAGCGCUAGUCUUCCACACCACUACUUUUACUUUAUAGUUAACUAGCAGAAGCCCCCAACUGCAUGGAUUUCAGAUUUUCACAAAUCCUGUGGGAACCAUGGAUGUUAUUAUACAUAUAAAACUUCCUCUUCAAUCGCUCUCGUUUUAAUGAUUUAAGCAAACAAGGGACAGAGAAAGCGACUUUGUUUUAUACUAUGUAGUGAUGAAUUAAAUAUUGAACUAUGUAUAUUCCACGUUUUAUGGUUAAAAUAAACUAAUACAUUUUGCAAAGAA
Bicyclus anynana (squinting bush brown) is the source of this 1303-nucleotide messenger RNA. RefSeq lists its product as uncharacterized. Lineage: Eukaryota; Metazoa; Arthropoda; Insecta; Lepidoptera; Nymphalidae. The coding region runs from base 397 to 828 and encodes 143 amino acids. The record is from RefSeq and is a predicted model, not a curated record. The transcript is spliced from 4 exons.